AUGAAAGAGCUGUUAGAGAAAAGCUUGGAUCCACAGCUAUGGCACGCCUGCGCAGGGAGCAUGGUUCAAAUCCCACCUCUCAACUCGAAAGUCUUCUACUUCCCACAAGGCCACGCGGAGCACUGCCAGUCCCCUGUCGAUUUCCCCUUCUCCUCCCCUGCCUCAAAAAUCCCGGCCUCAAUCCUCUGCCGCGUCGCCGCCGUGAGGUUCCUUGCCGACCGGGAAACCGACGAGGUGUACACCAAGAUGAGCCUCGUCCCUCUCCCACCAGACGACGAGCUCGAUUUCGGCGAAGAAAUUGGGCUCGGCGGCAGCAACACCAAUAAAAUCCAAGAGAAUCCGGCUUCCUUCGCCAAAACCCUGACCCAAUCGGACGCCAACAACGGCGGGGGAUUCUCCGUGCCGCGAUACUGCGCCGAGACGAUUUUUCCCAGGCUGGAUUACACGGCGGAUCCUCCCGUCCAGACGGUGUUGGCUAAAGACGUCCACGGCGAGGUUUGGAAGUUCAGGCACAUCUACAGGGGAACUCCGAGGAGGCAUCUGUUGACUACAGGGUGGAGCACGUUCGUCAACCAGAAGAAAUUGGUCGCCGGAGAUUCAAUCGUGUUUCUCAGGGCGGAGAACGGCGAUCUCUGCGUCGGUAUCCGCCGCGCCAAGCGAGGGUUUGGUGGCGGACCUGCAGGGUCUUCUUUCCCCCAAUCUGGUUGGGGCAUUAACACAAACACCUACGGGGCACCUGGGAUAGCGAGCCCGUACAACAACUUUUCUCUGUUUCUGAAGGAGGAUGAGAGCAAGGCCAUGAGAAACGGAGGGAAGGGAUCGGCGGCGGCGACGAAGGUGAAACCGGAGGAGGUUUUGGAGGCGGCGAGAUUGGCUGCCAGUGGGCGGCCGUUUGAUGUGUACUAUUACCCGCGAGCUAGUACUCCGGAGUUCUGUGUCAAGGCUUCUGCUGCUAGAGCUGCAAUGAGGAUCAAUUGGUCACCUGGGAUGAGGUUCAAGAUGCCGUUCGAGACUGAGGAUUCCUCCAGGAUUAGCUGGUUCAUGGCUACUGUAGCUUCUGUUCAGGUUGCUGAUCCCAUUCGCUGGCCGAAUUCGCCAUGGCGCCUCCUGCAGGUGACUUGGGACGAGCCAGAGAUGCUGCAAAAUGUGAAGCGUGUCAGCCCGUGGCUGGUCGAACCUGUUAUGAACGUACCGAUGAUCCAGCCCUCGGGUUUCUCAUCACCACCAAGGAAGAAGUUCUGUUUCCCAACUGGACCGCUCGAUGGUCGAUUCCAAUUGCCUUCGUUUUCGGGCAACAACAACAACAACCCCCUCUCGUCCAGCAGCAACCCAUUGUAUUACAGUGCGCCUGCAGGCAUCCAGGGAGCCAGGCAUGCUCAUAUCGGGGUAUCUUUAUCCGAUCUCCACCACCUUAAUCACAACAAACUCCCCCACCCACCACCAUCCGGCGGGCCAUUCCUUCGCGUUCUCAAGCAGUUCAAUCCACCACCAUCAAAUCAUUCUAGAUUCUCGGGAAGCGACAACGAGAGCAGCAUUUCCUGCUUGCUAACUAUUGGAAACGGCAACUCCUCUAGCUCUUCUCCAAGCCCCGAAAAGCCCUCGUCUUCUACUUCAUCCUCUCAAGAGAAGAAGAAGAAGAAGCAGUUCUUCCUCUUUGGUCAGCCGAUACUCACCGAGCAGCAAAUCUCCCACCAUCGUUCUAGCGAAUCCAUCUCGAGGAAUUCGCGGGAUGAGAAGCAAAUCUCAUCGUCGGAGGAGGAGGAGGAGGAGAAAUCCUCCAGUGCUGGCUGCGGGCAUUCAUCGCGAAACCAGAGUUGUUUAUCAGAUGGUGGGGCCCAAAAUUGCAAGGUGUUCAUAGAAUCAGAGAAUGACAAUGUUGCAAGGAAAAGGAUGAUUCGGAGCGCUGAGAGUGGAUUGGAGGCCUCAAACAAGAGAGGGACCUUGAGUAUAUCCGCGUAGAAGCAGCAGCAGCAGAGGAAUAAGAAUCCAAUCCUUCGUGUUUUGAAUUACAUUUUGACUAUAAUUUCCUAUGUGUUUGGAACAUGUUCUUGUGUCUUGUUGACUUUGUUAUAGCAGAAAGCUGCUGUAAUGUACUGGAACUGGGUUUUUUUCUUCAGAAAAAAGACUAUUUUACUGGAUAUUGAUUGAACAAGUCCACUGCAAUCCAAUAAAAAAAAUGAACAUAUAUC
Linum tenue is the source of this 2189-nucleotide messenger RNA. The record is from the annotation of a GenBank genome assembly. NCBI's taxonomy places the organism in Eukaryota, Viridiplantae, Streptophyta, Magnoliopsida, Malpighiales, Linaceae.